Messenger RNA from Didymosphaeria variabile, 1293 nucleotides. Its product is annotated as Mitochondrial distribution and morphology protein 12. NCBI's taxonomy places the organism in Eukaryota, Fungi, Ascomycota, Dothideomycetes, Pleosporales, Didymosphaeriaceae. The transcript has a single exon. The record is from RefSeq and is a predicted model, not a curated record. Gene Ontology annotation, molecular function: lipid binding. Gene Ontology annotation, cellular component: ERMES complex. The coding region runs from base 1 to 1293 and encodes 430 amino acids. Gene Ontology annotation, biological process: mitochondrion organization; phospholipid transport.
AUGUCGAUUGAUAUCAACUGGGAGACGCUGACGGGCGGCUCAGAUGGUUCUUCGCGGGCAGAGUCGAUCCGGGCCUUCAUUCAUGACCGAUUCCAGCAGGUGACGCUGCCGCGUUUCAUCCGCUCCGUCCACGUUCAUUCAUUCGACUUCGGAAGCGUUACCCCCGAAAUCGAGAUCAAAGACAUAUGCGAUCCGCUCCCUGACUUUUACGAGGAGGACGAAGAUUAUCCAGACGAGGACGAGGAUGCACAGGCAGAUGACGAUCGUGGGGCCGUUGGCGGCCCUCUUACCCGCAUAACGAAAGAGCGACGCGAAGGCGCGGAAAAGGGAUCAUCCAACAUAGAAUAUCCUCCUCUGAGUCAAUCACGUCUAGCGCCGCCUUUUGGAAACACCAGAACUCCCGGCCUUCGCACCACGUUAGCGCCUGUCGAACAACUGGGGAGCCCUUUCAUCCCAAGGGCCUCCACGCCUGGCAUACCCGGAGGAACAUCCAACAUCAACUAUUUCCAUCUUCCGCUUGGUGCGGGGCUAUCUGGGACAACUACCCCUCUUGCUGCUGUUGCUGGUGCACAGCUCCAAGGUUGGCCUGACUUUGCCAAUAUCCGACCAUCCACCCCAACCAAUAUGCGUCUUCGCCAUGCUGCUUCAAUGAACUCCCUUACCCUGACACCGCAGUCGAACCCAGACCCCACGACAAGGCCACCCUCCCAACACCAACAUGAUGCAGAACGGAGGGAGUCGCUAGCUGCAGCUUCGAAUCAUUCAUCGGAUGACGGAUACGAAAGGACACCAUCACCGUCAAUACCUCGUAUGCGCGAGAAAAGUCCCGAAGAUAUCCAAGUCGUGUCACACGUACAGUAUUCGGGCGAUAUCAAGAUGUCGCUCACUGCGGAGAUCCUGCUAGACUAUCCUAUGCCAAGUUUCGUCGGCAUACCGCUGAAGUUGAACAUCACCGGGCUAACCUUUGAUGGCGUUGCUAUCCUAGCGUAUAUCAAAAAGAGGGCUCAUUUCUGUUUCCUAUCUCCGGAAGACGCUGAUGCACUAAUCGGAGGCGAAACCAACCUUGACUCUCUUCAGUCAGAUGUGCAGAAACAGGAGCGUCAACUCGCACAGCGCUCUCGAGCGGGAGGAUUGCUGGAGCAUAUCAAAGUCGAGAGCGAGAUCGGAGGUCGGGGAGAGGGCGGGCAGGUUCUCAAGAAUGUGGGCAAAGUGGAGUCUUUCGUCCUGGAACAAGUCAGGCGCAUCUUCGAAGACGAAUUCGUAUACCCAAGCUUCUGGACCUUCCUUGUAUGA